Ilex paraguariensis (yerba mate) is the source of this 1837-nucleotide messenger RNA. The record is from the annotation of a GenBank genome assembly. Lineage: Eukaryota; Viridiplantae; Streptophyta; Magnoliopsida; Aquifoliales; Aquifoliaceae.
CUGCAAACACACACCUUCUCAGUGCGACCCCCCUUAGUACCACACUGGAUAUAACAGUUGAGCAACACCCCUAUUUAGAUUCCAAAUUCCACUCCGAUCAAAACCCAUCUUCCCUCUCUCUCUCUCUCUCACACACACACACACACACACACACACACACACAGAUCUCUGUCACUUCUCUUCACAUACCCAUUUCAUAUAUGCCCAGAUUUUGUUUCUUUAUUCUAUAGUUGAGCUAUAUAUAGCUCAAUCUUACACUCCACCGUCGGUACCUCUGUGCUUAAUUUUCCUUCACAAGAUCCAAACUCUUCAACAGCUUAGGGUUUAGACUUCAGAUAUUACCCAUGUGUAACGCUUAUGUGUAAUCACUGAAACAUGAAUCAGAAUCGAACCCGUCUUAUUUCUUCAAAAUUUCUACACAUCAUUUCCCACAAACUAUAGCCAAAAAGUUCAAUCUCUCACCUUCCCACCACUCAUAUCUCCCAUGAAGCGCUCUUUGCGGCCACUAUUCAGCUUAUUGCUGUUCAUUGUCGUCGCCGCCACUCUCACCUGUAGAGUCAUGCUCCGCCGUGACUCAUUUCAGCUCGAAAACGACAAACCAUUGGUCCAAAAGCCCACAAAAUCAGUACUCAACGCGACCCUUCUCAAGUUCGCCGCCAUUGACAUGGGGGAACCCCAGUUGAAGAAAGAAAUGGAACUCUUAUUGGAAGGUAGGUUCGAAAAAAAUGGCCGCCAGAGGUCAUUCUUGUCCUCUGAUAGAUAUCCUAUUGAUAUUCGGGCUAGAUCAGCUAGAGGCAUGCCGGUACAGCUCCAGUCACCGCAGUUUUACAGACUAUGGUUGGAUUUUAGGAGGUAUUUACAAGAUUGGUCAAGAAAUAGAAGGUUUCAAUCUGAUAUUAUGUUGGAUUUGCCUAAUUUAGUGAAGGGUCCAAUUGAUAAUUUCAGUGGAGCAAAGGGUGUUGGGGGAAAAUAUAGGACUUGUGCUGUUGUGGGAAAUAGUGGGAUUUUGUUGAAGACUGAGAAUGGGGAGUUAAUUGAUAGCCAUGAUGUGGUGAUUAGGCUAAACAAUGCCAGGAUAGGGAGUUUCGAGCGCAAUGUGGGUUCAAAAACUAGUAUUUCGUUUGUUAAUAGUAAUAUUUUGCAUUUCUGUGCUCGAAGGGGAGGUUGCUUUUGCCAUCCAUACGGGGCAGAUGUACCAAUUGUUAUGUAUAUAUGUCAACCAAAGCAUUUCUUGGAUUAUACUUUGUGUAAUUCUUCACAUAGAGCACCUUUGGUUGUCACUGAUCCACGGUUUGAUGUGUUGUGUUCGAGGAUUACGAAGUAUUAUUCAUUGAAACGGUUUGUGGAGGUGACAGGGAAGGAUAUUGAAGGGUGGCCAUCUGCCCAUGAUGGGCUGAAUUUCCAUUACUCUUCAGGUAUGCAGGCUGUUAUGCUUGCUGUGGGGAUUUGUGAGAAAGUAAGUAUUUUUGGGUUUGGGAAGUCAGAUUUGGCUAAGCAUCAUUACCAUACUAAUCAGAAAGGUGAGCUAAUGUUACAUGAUUAUGAGGCGGAGUACGAUUUUUAUCAUGAUUUGGUGGAGACACCACAGGUAAUACCAUUUAUCUCCGGCAAGUUCAAGUUUCCUCCUGUUGUUAUGUAUCAAUGAAGUGCUCUGCUUUUGUGGAAUUAGUUGAGUGUUUUGUUGAACUCAUGUUGUAACGGUUGUGUCCCAAGGACAAACAGAGAAACAACAGAUGCUGAAGAAUUCUGUUUCUUAUUCAAACACUCUUCUAUCCGAGAUAUUAAAUGUAAAUUUGAUUUUGAGGAAUGAAUUUUUGUACGAUUUGUUGUGAUUCGG